AAAUCCUGUUGGUCUGGUAGGUCAUAGGUGGUGGGCUAAAACUUGAAGAGAGGAUGGGGAGGGUGGGGCGAUUAUCGAUCGUUGCUGUUAUUGUCGCGACAUUGGGUAUUUUGAGAUCGUUGAGCCAGCAGUAUGGAUGGGAUAAGGACGCAGCUCUGCAAUUCUUCCGUGAUUUGUCGGAACGAUUGGGAUUUUGGGCUAUUCCUCUUUACGUUCUGGCUCACACUGUAACACUUGCUCUCUGCUUGCCCUACGCUGUUUUCUUCGAAGCCGGUGCUUCUCUGCUUUUCGGUUUCUUCCCUGCUGUUCUCUGCGUCUUCUCUGCUAAGGUCCUUGGUGCUUCUUUGUCCUUCUGGAUGGGCAGACUUGUUUUCAGGCGUUCAAGCUCAGCAAUGGACUGGGUGCAACGAAGCAAAUAUUUUCACCUCGUAUCUAGGGGUGUUGAACGAGAUGGAUGGAGAUUUGUCCUUCUUGCUCGCUUCUCGCCCAUUCCCUCCUAUGUCAUAAAUUACGCAUUAGCUGCUACAAGAGUUGGAUUUCUCAUUGAUUUCCUCCUCCCUACAGUUAUUGGAUCCUUGCCCAUGAUUUUACAGAAUACAUCCAUCGGCAGCCUUGCUGGUGCUGCUGUAGCUUCUGCAACCAGCUCACAGAAAUCUCAGUUCUUGUCAUACCUUUUUCCUUUACUUGGGAUUUUAUCAAGUAUCCUCAUAUCCUUGAAGAUAAAAAAGUACUCAUCAGAGAUGUAUGUGGCUAAACCCUCUUCCCAUGAGGAUGUUGAUGACUGUGCUAGGGCUGUGGACUCAUCUCAAACUUCAAUCAGCGAAAAAGAUAGGGUUGGGGGGCUGAAGAAAAGACAAGUAGAUGAUAAAUAGCUUCAUCAUCAA
Telopea speciosissima is the source of this 884-nucleotide messenger RNA. RefSeq lists its product as uncharacterized. The transcript is spliced from 2 exons. The record is from RefSeq and is a predicted model, not a curated record. Bases 54 to 872 code for a protein of 272 amino acids. NCBI's taxonomy places the organism in Eukaryota, Viridiplantae, Streptophyta, Magnoliopsida, Proteales, Proteaceae. Gene Ontology annotation, cellular component: membrane.